Molecule: messenger RNA, 2362 nt
Organism: Dendrobium catenatum
Lineage: Eukaryota; Viridiplantae; Streptophyta; Magnoliopsida; Asparagales; Orchidaceae
Product: F-box/LRR-repeat protein 14
Exons: 16
Coding region: 258-1997 (579 amino acids)
Biological process (GO): SCF-dependent proteasomal ubiquitin-dependent protein catabolic process
Cellular component (GO): SCF ubiquitin ligase complex
Molecular function (GO): protein binding
Source: RefSeq, a predicted model, not a curated record
UUCCUUUUCCUUCUGCUGAACCCUAGAGGAGAAGAGGUGGUAUUUGGCCUUCUCUGUUUCUCCUGAGCACGCGGUCUCCGAUCGAUUGAUCGCCCAGGGCUGCUAUUGGGUUUUAUCGAGCUCUUUCUAGCUGCCGAUUGUUUUUUAUUGCUCAACGGUUGAAUAAGCUUAUUUGUCAUGGAAUUCAUGACCAUUUAGAACUUUAAGAGUUGGGGAAUCACAGAUGACUGCCCUGUUACAUUUGAAUUAACCUCAGAAUGGGGGGAGCUUGCUCAAGGAAGAGAGGUCACUCGGUUGAAGAUGAGGGUUCAAGGAGAGUGGCCUCUGGGAGACUCUCAAAGGCUGGUAGUUCCAAAUGGUUGCUAUUUUCUCUUCCGCGUUGUGGCUCAACUGUUCUCCAAAAGGGACAGACAAAGUGUCCUACUCUCAUGGAGCUGUGUGUUGCCAAGAUUCGAGAGGACAUUGCAAAAUACAGUAGCUUCUCUAUGUUACCCAGGGACAUAAGCCAACAAAUUUUCAAUGAAUUGGUCGAAUCUUUCUGCCUGACUGACGCAUCACUGGAGGCUUUCCGGGAUUGUGCUAUUCAGGAUAUGCUUUUGGGAGAAUACCCUGGAGUAAAGGACAGUUGGAUGCACGUUAUUGCUUCUCAAGGGAAAUCCUUACUGUCCCUUGAUGUUUCUUGUUCUGAUGUAACAGAUUCUGGAUUGCUUCAUCUCAAGGAUUGUUCUAACGUCCAGUCUUUGUCAUUUAAUUACUGUGAUCAAAUUUCAGAUCGUGGCAUGGAAUAUUUGUCUGGUCUUUCAAACUUGACAUCACUAAGUUUUAAGAAGAGCAAUGCGAUAACUGCGGAAGGAAUGAAAGCUUUUAGGUACUUAGUUAACUUGGUUAAUUUGGAUCUGGAGAGAUGCUUGAAAAUACAUGGUGGUCUUAUUCAUAUAGAGGGUUUAAAGAAACUGGAAACGCUCAACAUUAGAUGUUGCAAUUGUAUAAGGGAUGAAGACAUUCUUUCUCUAUCAGGCCUUAUAAACUUAAGAGAGCUACAAAUGUCAUCUUGCAAAGUCAGUGAUGCUGGCAUUUCUCAUCUGAAAGGUUUAAAGAAACUUGUUCACUUGAACUUGGAGGGUUGUCCAGUGACUGGCGCUUCUCUAGAGUUUAUUUCAGGUCUUGUCUCACUGUUGUAUCUGAAUCUUAGUCGGUGUUGUUUAUCUGAUGAGGGAUGUCGGAAUUUUUCUGAUCUAGUGAAACUCAAAGUCCUGAACUUGGCUUUCAACAACAUUACUGAUGCAUGUUUGAUGCAUAUAAAAGAUCUUAUUAAUUUGGAGAGCCUGAACUUGGAUUCAUGCAAGAUUGGGGAUGAAGGUCUAUUAAAUUUAAAGGGGCUCCUGCAAUUGAAAAGCUUGGAGCUAUCAGACACAGAAGUUGGUAGCAUUGGGCUUCGGCACCUUUCUGGUUUAUGCAAUCUAGAAAGUAUAAAUCUGUCGUUUACUAUGGUGACUGAUGGUGGCUUGAGAAAGUUAUCGGGGUUGACAUCAAUUAAAUCACUGAAUCUUGAUUCUCGCCAAAUAACCGAUGUUGGCUUGUCAGCUCUUACAAACCUUACUGGAUUGACACAUCUGGAUCUUUUUGGAGCUCGUAUCACAGAUGCUGGAACAAACUGCCUAAGACAUUUCAAGAAUCUACGCUCCCUUGAGCUGUGCGGUGGGUCGAUUACUGACGCUGGUGUGAAGAACAUAAAAGCUCUCACAUCCUUGACUCUAUUAAAUUUGUCUCAGAACUGUAGCCUCACUGAUAGGUCACUGGAACAUAUAUCAGGAUUGACGGCUUUGGUUUCUCUCAAUGUCUCGAACUCUCAUAUAACGAAUGCUGGACUGCACCACCUGAAGCCGCUAAAGAAUCUGAGGUCCCUCUCUCUGGAGUCCUGCCGAGUUACCGCGACAGAACUAAAGAAGCUUCAACUGUCUGCACUGCCCAAUCUGGUGAACGUGAGACCUGAAUAGUUCUGCUCUGAAGCAUGUAAAUACUCCACGGUGUGGGAGAACUCUUCUAUCGUAAAUAUUUCUUUUCUGUGGCCAAUAAAAUUUAUGGCUUGAAUAACAAUUGUACAUAUAGCGGUCAAGUUUCAGUUUUUAUGCUUGAAGGGUUUGGAAGACUUGCGUGUUGCAUGUGAAGAAACAUCUUUCAGAGCAUGAAAGAGUGCUGAUGAGCACUGAUCUUCUUCCUCACACUAUUUGCAAGCUACCGAAGCUGGGUUUAUGUUCUGUAAAUAUGAUACAUAUCUCAUGUAAUAUAUGUGCGCUAUCCUGAUUUAAUCGGUAGCUCUUUUAACAUAUCUCCUAUUAAGUAUAGAUUUAUUGCUUUCUUC